CUCAACUGAUAAGAUUUCCUCUGUGUGGCUGCAAAUGCUUCAUUACUUCAUGACCCAUCAAUCCAAAAGGGGAACCUUCCCAUAAAGUUCCCAACUUUAGCCUAAACCCAGCUAAUGGCUAUUCCUUCAGUCUCGCUACACCCUCCUUCAGACCUUCUCUUGCUCCAAUUGUGCAACAACAUCCAUGAAGUGAGACAAUUACACGCCAAGUUCCUAGUUUCGGGGUUAAUCAAUCACCAUCCAGUUGUUCCCAGGAGGCUCAUCCAGGCCUAUGUAGCAACAUCCCACGUCGAACCAGCCAUAUCCAUCUUCGAAACAUCUAUACAUUCUCCCGACGCGUUUCUGUACAACACCAUCAUCAGAGGCCUCAUUAAUGACUCCUCUCCCGACCGUGCUAUCUUGUUCUACAAGAAACUCUUGCUUGAGGGUACAGUAAUCCCAGAUAACUUCACGCACACGUUCGUUCUCAAAGCAUGCUCGCAUCUACAAGAGGAUGAGGCUGUUUCCGUUGGCAGGCAAGUGCACUGCUGGGUGAUCAAGGCUGGCGGGGAACUUGGUAGUUAUGUUCAUAGCUCACUCACUCAUUUGUAUGCUACUUUGGGUUUCAUGGACGAGGCAGAGCACGUUCUCGGUGAGUCCUUCGAGGAGAACGUGGAUGCUGUCAACGCGAUUAUAUCAGGGUAUUGUAGGUGUGGACGAGUGGAUGAGGCUAGAGCUAAGUUCGAGGGGAUGACAGACAGGAACGUUGCAUCGUGGAGUGCUAUGAUCACAGGCUACACACGGAAUGAGAUGGAUUUAGAGGCAUUGUCUCUUUUCCAGGAUAUGUCUGUGAGUGAUCCGGAACUUAUCCCGAACGAGUCGAUGGUGGUGAGCUUACUAACAGCCUGUGGACGCUUAGGAGCUUUACCACAGGGGAGAUGGAUUCACAAGUACAUCGAAAGGGCUGGGAUGAAGAUUUCUACCAAUGUUUCAACAGCUCUCAUUGACAUGUAUGCCAAGUGCGGUAACAUACAGUGUAGCUAUGAAAUAUUCCAACAUAUAGCAUCGAGGGAUAGAGAUAUUGUCUUGUGGGGAACCAUAAUCUCGGGGUUGGCCAAGCACGGCCAGGCAGCAAAGAGUCUGGAGUUGUUCGAUGAGAUGAUUGGUCAUGGUAUCCAACCCAAUGGAGUUAUCUUCACAGCUGUACUUUCUGCCUGCAAUCACUCAGGGCUCAUCGAGAAAGGGCAGGAGUGUUUCAAUCAGAUGGCGAAAGUAUUCAGGAUAGUUCCAUCCAUUGAGCACUAUGGAUGCAUGGUGGAUAUGUUGGCUCGAGCAGGGAGGCUAGCAGAGGCAGAGGAGCUCAUUGCAUCUAUGCCCGAGAAGGCGAACUCAGUGAUCUGGGGAGCAUUCCUCAGCAGUUGCAGGAUGCACAACGAUGUACGAAGAGGCAGCUGGGCCUUUCAACGGCUUAUGGAGGUCGAGCCACUGUCAGGGGAUAGGUGGAAACUAGGAGAGUUGAUGUUUGGGAAUGCAGGCAGGAAAAUGGAAGCAACUAAGAUUAGGAAGUUGAUGCAUGAAACUGAAAUAGAGACAACAGUAGGGCGCAGCUUCAUUGAAGUUGCUGGUGUUGUCCAUGAAUUUGUAGCGGGGGACAUUAUGCAUAAUAAAGCUGAAGAGAUCUACAGAAUGUGCAGAAGCAUCCAUAGAACUAUGAGAAAAUCAUUCAUGAACAUGACAAGUUGAGAUUACAACAUAGAUGAGAAUGUUACGAGGUGCAAAUUCAAGACUCAGAACGGUUCUAUAGCUUACUCAACCCACAAUCAUCUAGUCACGAACGAGAUCUGCAAUGUAAGAAAAUGGAGCAUGUUUGUGGUUCUACACUUUUUCAGUAACAUCAAACUAUAAGCCAAAUCGUAGGAAUGGAUUCAUUCAACAUGAAUCUGUUCAAAGUUCCUACAAAAUCACACUACAGGAAGAUACACCAUCGUAAUUAAUAGUCAUCGCCUCUUGAUAUCACCUCUUUGCAGGUUGGGCGAAGCAAGAUUGUAUGCUCAAACUGGGACACAUAGCUGCCCUUAACAUCGCAAAGAGGAGGGUACGGCUGCAAUAAAAGAGCAAAUUGUUAACUGCCACAACUUCAACAGUUCAGACUUCAGACAUUAACAGCUUCAACAGUUCAAGUCAUAGUUCUUUGUAGCUAUCUAGAAAAAACAAAAAGAUCUAAAACUA
This is a messenger RNA of Linum trigynum, 2208 nucleotides long. NCBI's taxonomy places the organism in Eukaryota, Viridiplantae, Streptophyta, Magnoliopsida, Malpighiales, Linaceae. The record is from the annotation of a GenBank genome assembly.